AUUUCUCUGAAGACUGAAAAGUAGGAGGGAUAUCGGAGAACCAGACUAUAAAUGUGAUGUUCAGCCGUUCUGGACAGAGAGUUGCUGAUGAGAAUGGAGAUGCAGGAUGAAAAUGAUCUCUGCUUUCCACAACUGCUCAACAGCUCCUGCAGGAAGCCAAAGCUCCACUGGACCAAAGCUGUGCUCCUGAACAUCCUGAUGUCCGGCCUCUCUGUAACCACUGUAGUUCUGAAUCUGCUCGUCAUCAUCUCUGUCUCCCACUUCAGGCAGCUCCACACUCCCACCAACAUCUUCCUCCUCUCUCUGGCUGUCUCAGACUUCCUUGUGGGUCUCCUUCUGAUGCCGGUGGAAAUCCUUAGAAACACAGCAUGCUGGUUACUCGGAGACAUAACUUGUUCCUUUUAUCUGUUUGUGGUCUCACUUUUGCUUUGUGUUUCCAACGGAAAUAUUGUUCUUAUAUCAAUUGACCGCUACCAAGCCAUAUGUUGCCCUCUGCAUUAUUCCACCAGAAUCACAACAGCAAAAGCCAGAAGAUAUGUUUUCCUGUGUUGGCUCUUUUCUGCUUUGUCCAGCAUUUUCUAUGUCAGAGACAAUCUGAUCCAACCAGGCAGAAGUAAGUCUUGCUUUGGUGAAUGUCAUCUUACCAUUGAAUAUGUUGCCAGCAUUGUUGACCUUAUCAUCAAUUUUAUAUUUUCGGUAAGUCUCAUUGUGGUUCUGUACAUGCGCGUGUUUGUGGUGGCGGUGUCUCAGGCUCGAGCCAUGUGCUCUCGAGUCACAGCAGCUUCACUGCAGCGUGAAGCGAAACCAAAGGCGAAGAGAUCUGAGCUGAAAGCUGCCAGGACUCUUGGCGUUCUUGUCUUUGUUUAUCUGCUAUGUUUCUGCCCCUAUUACAGUUACUCGCUUGUGGAAGUUAAGAUCACUAGCAGUUCAUUUGCAAUUUUUUUGGUUUUUCUUUUUUAUUCGAGUUCCUGUUUCAACCCUGUGAUCUAUGCUUUAUUUUAUAGCUAGUUCAGAAAAGCGAUUAAGCUCAUCAUCACCCUGCAGAUUCUAAGGCCAGGCUCCUAUGAGACAAACAUGCUGUAGAGAACAGGUGUCAAACUCCAGGCCUCAAGGGUCAGUGCCAUACAUGUUUUCCAACUAACCUGCUAUUGUACCUUCUCACAGGUUAAACCACCUGAUCCAAGUCAUCAGCAGCUCAUGGGGAUUUUUCAGGAGGACGCUGGAGCUGCCCUGCUGUAAAAAGACUGUGAACACACCAUAAAAUCCAACCGUUUCAACGACCAAAUUAAUUAUACCAACAUAUCUGAUAGUGACUAGCUAUAUACUUUGGUUUGCAGUAAUGAAACAUGUGGUACUCUGUGUUCUUUGAGGCUGGUAAUAGUUUAGCUGACCUGCUGGUCACCAAGAAGAAAUAUCAAGCAGAAAUACAACAUGAAAAUACUACAUAAAGUAUUUAUUUACACUUUAUUAUGCACAAAUGAAAUAUGUAUUCCAUAAAUGUGGUAAAUUCACAAAAACAUUGUUGUUUUAUAUAUAUAUAUAUAUAUAUAUAUAUAUAUAUAU
Messenger RNA from Oryzias melastigma (Indian medaka), 1563 nucleotides. RefSeq names its product trace amine-associated receptor 13c-like. Bases 88 to 1008 code for a protein of 306 amino acids. NCBI's taxonomy places the organism in Eukaryota, Metazoa, Chordata, Actinopteri, Beloniformes, Adrianichthyidae. The transcript is spliced from 2 exons. Gene Ontology annotation, biological process: G protein-coupled receptor signaling pathway. Gene Ontology annotation, molecular function: trace-amine receptor activity. Gene Ontology annotation, cellular component: membrane. The record is from RefSeq and is a predicted model, not a curated record.